Molecule: messenger RNA, 2167 nt
Organism: Phytophthora sojae
Lineage: Eukaryota; Oomycota; Peronosporomycetes; Peronosporales; Peronosporaceae
Exons: 4
Biological process (GO): cellular response to phosphate starvation
Source: RefSeq, a predicted model, not a curated record
CGGCAUGAGUUGACAGCAGCUCGGUACCCGCUGAUCCACGCGCUGCAGUGUACCAAAUCCUUCAGGAUGGCAGGUGCGAAGCACCACUGCCCACGGACAGGAAAACCGCGCGACUCGAUGUGCCGAAGUUUAAUGGACUUGCAGCAUUGCACGUGGCGUGCAGGACCCGCGAUCGCAAUAGCCACACUUGCAGCAGAACUAAAGGGCAACCAAUGCAUGCACAUGUAGAUCUACGUUGCAGACCUGCAAUUACCAGAAGGCACCUGACCUCGGCGGCAACGUUGCCCUUGAAGUGGGGCCGUAUCAGAAGGUGCGCUGGUACCGUGCACCUGCACUUGAGGUGCCACGCCUGCUUAACGUUAAUACAGUACGCGUACCAUGACACCAGACUUGCAUGCUCGAGGUGUAUCCACCACGCAUCGGCGGCGAGCAAGCUCGCUGUUGGCGUUGGCCAAAUCGAACGGCUGGACGCCGCCGCCGGAGGAGAUCCAAGCGGACACGCUCAUCAAACGCGACAAGAAAAGGCACAGAAGCGGUUCAAUGAAGCGAUUUGAGAGGCAAUUAACAUUGCGCAUUUUUAUAGUACAAUGGUACUGAUAUAUCGUUAAUAAACCAUUGAAUUAACAAGCUGGAGGCCGGAGGAAUAGGACAAAUAAUAACAAAAUCCAGUUCUGUUUUAUGAUUGAAUACUGACCAUACAUUUAUUAGAGCAGGGUAUCUGAAGCUGCAGGGAGCACAAAACGAGGGGACGACGGUACCUCACACCAAAGUCAAAUGCGGAGAUGAGUCAGAUCCUACUCCUAUUACCCAGCAGCAGCAGCAGCAGCAGCAGCAGCAGCAAUGCAGCCUGGGCAACACAUGCCCCUACUGCAGACCGCAUAACGCUAGCGCUCUGCGUCGGGUAAGCACACCUGCGCGAGUCGCACUCCGAAGUCGCGUGCGUGAACUGGCUGUUGCCGUCGCACCGCCAAACUCGAAGCGGUCUUAGAUUUGCGACUUGAACAUGCCAGAUAGCAGUCUGGCGUCAAGGUAGGAAACAGACGGGCCUCUCUUGAGACAUAUCAUGCGCUUGCACAGGAUCAUGACACAGUGCCGUUUUUUCUAAAUCGCGCCGGCGGGAUAGGUGUCGCCGACCGGGACGGCUUUGCUGCAUCUCCGAUACAUUCGCACAAUAACUGCCUGCCGCGCACGCAGCAGGUAAUGAAUGCCUUGUUAAUGACCAAGAUGCCGUACUGUAAGCGCGCUUGCGGGCGGGCGAGGGACCGCGGGCGGCAAUGCUUUGCUGAGUCCGGCGGUGCGAGAUUCGCCGCGCUUCCUCGUGUCGCGCGGGCGAAAAGAUUCGAGCAGGUGUUUUCUCCUCGUUUCUGCAUCGAAUCUCGCCGCCAGGUGCCCCGCUCCGCCGCGCUCUGCAGUGCAGCAGAGGAGGCUGCUCUCUGACCGCGCGAGGCUCGACACUGACUGGUUGGUUAUCAGUUGUUUUUCCUUCAGACCGAGGACAGGAGACUCGCUGGGAAGCUACAGUAGCUGCUAGAGGGCCAUGAAGUUCGGCAAGGUGCUGCAGCAGUCGACGCAGAUGUCGCCCAGCGCGUGGGAGCCCUACUGGGCCGACUACAAGCUGCUCAAGAAGAUCAUCAAGGACUGCGCGCAGAUCAAGAAGGAGGAGAAGCUGCAGGGCGACAAACUCGUCAAGAUCAAGAUCAAACCCUCCGCCAAGGAGGACAACGACAGCAUCCGCCAGUCGCAGGAUGAGAUGAACUUCUUCCGCACGCUGCGCAUGGAGAUCAAGAAGAUUGCAGACUUCUUCAUCAAGGAGCAGGCCAGGCACACGAGCCAAGUGGCGGCCAUCGACGCCAGCUUCCAGCAGCUCAAGACGAAUCCCGACUCGGCUGAAGCGAAGACGGCGCUGAUGAAGAGCUGCGUGGCUCUGUACAAGGAGCUGCUGCUGCUGGAAAACUUUGCCGUCAUGAACUUUUGCGGCAUCUCCAAGAUUUUGAAGAAGCACGACAAGUGGACGGGAUAUGCCACGCGCAACAAGUUCAUGCACACGAUCCUGAUGAAGCAGCCUUUCGCGACGUACGAGCCGCUGCUGCACAUGAUCGAUCGUCUGGAGCACAUCUUCAUGCAGGCUACGGGAUCUAGCAUUGAGCAGCACGACGCGCAAAAGUCG